AUGACGUCAUUGGCAGGCGCGGGGGAGGGGCACCUGAUUGCCAGGGUCUGCUCCGCGCUGCACCACCUCCCCACUCACGUGUUGCAUGUCCGUCUGCAGGAGAUCCGCAAGGUGGUGCAGACCCUGGAGCAGACAGCAAGGGAGAUCCUCACGCUGCUGCAGGGGGUGCACCAGGGCGCCGGCUUCCAGGACAUACCAAAGAAGUGUCAGAAGGCCCGGGAACAUUUUGGUGCAGUAAAAACACAGCUGGCCUCUUUGAAGACCAAGUUCCCUGCUGAUCAGUACUACAGGUUUCAUGAACACUGGAGGUUUGUGCUACAGCGGCUGGUGUUCCUGGCAGCAUUUGUGGUCUACUUGGAAACUGAAACAUUAGUCACUCGAGAAGCUGUUGCAGAAAUACUUGGAAUUGAGGCUGAUCGAGAGAAGGGCUUUCACCUGGACAUUGAAGAUUAUCUCUCUGGCAUUUUAACUUUUGCCAGUGAGCUGUCUCGGCUGGCAGUGAAUAGCGUCACAGCCGGCGAUUAUUCUCGUCCUCUCCGAAUCUCCACAUUUAUCAACGAGCUGGAUUCUGGCUUCCGUCUCCUCAACCUCAAGAAUGACUCGUUGAGGAAACGCUAUGAUGGCCUGAAGUACGACGUGAAGAAGAUUGAAGAAGUGGUGUAUGAUCUGUCAAUCCGGGGACUCAACAAGGAGACGAGUGGUGCAGGUGGAGAAAAAUAGAAGCUGCUUGUCUCGGCAGCACCAUUGAUUACCUCAGAUGGUUGCCAAUGAGGGAGGGGUGCUAGCAAAGCUCUCCUGCUUAGUUUAGAAAAACUACAAGUUGAAAACUGCUCUCUAUUUUCUUAAGAAAUGUGUAGUACAGGUGUUAGACCUUGAACCAUUUUGUACCACCCUGUCUCGGUAAAGGCAGCAGGCUUUCUGUGAAGUUACUCUGUCGUAAUUCCACGUGGAUGUCCUGUGAACCUUAGCCAUAACUGUUGAUAACUUCCUUCAGUACGGUUUCCUACUUAGCAUUACUCCUGCUGCCCUGAUGUAUUGUUCUGCUUCUGUUUUCUGUGCCCAUGCAUCCUCAGUGGUGCGUGUGGCAUGCAGCUUAGUGCAGAUACAGGUGGCAUUUUAAGAGCCACAAUGUGUAUAUACCUAGAUCUCUUUUUAAGAUACUGAACUUUAACAACCUUU
Molecule: messenger RNA, 1179 nt
Organism: Gavialis gangeticus (Gharial)
Lineage: Eukaryota; Metazoa; Chordata; Crocodylia; Gavialidae
Gene: TSN
Product: translin
Exons: 6
Coding region: 1-720 (239 amino acids)
Biological process (GO): RNA metabolic process
Cellular component (GO): nucleus; cytoplasm
Molecular function (GO): single-stranded DNA binding; sequence-specific DNA binding; RNA binding
Source: RefSeq, a predicted model, not a curated record